Molecule: messenger RNA, 4887 nt
Organism: Polyodon spathula (Mississippi paddlefish)
Lineage: Eukaryota; Metazoa; Chordata; Actinopteri; Acipenseriformes; Polyodontidae
Product: metabotropic glutamate receptor 4-like
Exons: 10
Coding region: 399-3185 (928 amino acids)
Biological process (GO): regulation of synaptic transmission, glutamatergic; G protein-coupled glutamate receptor signaling pathway
Cellular component (GO): membrane
Molecular function (GO): adenylate cyclase inhibiting G protein-coupled glutamate receptor activity
Source: RefSeq, a predicted model, not a curated record
GAAUUAAUUCACAACGGACGACAGCUGCUUUCUGACCGGCAAAUAAAGAAGCAGUAUUUGUUUUACAAUAAAAACACAAUACAAAAAUAAAUAAAUUCCUGACACUAAACUUUGGAUGAAAAACAAGGAGCUUAUAAACACCUUUGUUCUUCCUAACUCCUCCACCAAGAGCUCUUAAUGGAUUGGCAUGUGUUGUGCACCAGACACUGCUUUAAUUGCUUUCAUUUGCUUGUCACUGAGGGGAGAGAGAGAACAAACAUCUAAAAAAAGGAAUUAAACCAUAAAAGGUGUGAUAUGAAAGUCAGCCGUCAGAGAAAGGGGUUGUUUUAGCGCCAAUUUUUAUCCGAAGGAAUUGCUGGAGCUUUGAGAGGACUAGAAAGGACUAGUUACUAGAGUAGAUGAAGAAUCCAACCCUUUUUCCGACAGUCACCAUGACGUUUCUUCUAGGCUGGUCGCAAGACUGGCCCUGCUACAGGAAGCGGUCUCUGGUCUUUGCACUUUUCCUGGUUUGCUGUCUUGUCCCGUUGGUUACCCCCAAGCCCAGAUCUCCGGGGCACACUCACUUGAAUUCAAUUCGGAUAGACGGAGAUAUCGCUCUGGGCGGGCUCUUCCCGGUCCACUCGCGGGGCAGCGAUGGGAAAGCCUGUGGAGAACUCAAAAAGGAGAAAGGGAUUCACCGAUUGGAAGCCAUGCUUUACGCUGUGGAUCGUAUCAAUAACGACCCAGAGCUGCUGCCCAACAUAACUCUGGGAGCCCGGAUCCUGGAUACCUGCUCGCGGGACACUCAUGCGCUGGAGCAGUCGCUCACCUUCGUGCAGGCACUCAUCGAGAAGGACGGCACUGAUGUCAAGUGCCUGAGCGGAGGACCGCCCAUCAUCACCAAGCCUGAGAGAGUAGUGGGAGUCAUCGGGGCGUCUGCUAGCUCAGUCUCCAUCAUGGUGGCCAACAUACUGCGUCUCUUUAAGAUCCCCCAGGUCAGCUAUGCGUCGACAGCCCCCGAGCUGAGUGACAACACGCGCUAUGAUUUCUUCUCUCGGGUGGUCCCGCCCGAUACCUACCAGGCUCAGGCCAUGGUGGACAUUGUCAAGGAGAUGCGCUGGAACUACGUCUCCACUGUGGCGUCUGAGGGCAACUAUGGAGAGAGCGGCGUCGAUGCCUUCAUCCAGAAAUCUCGCGAGGACGGGGGUGUGUGCAUCUUCACAUCUGUGAAGAUCCCGCGGGAGCCCAAAGCUGGAGAGUUCGACAAAGUCAUCAAACGGCUGCUGGAGAACUCCAACGCCAGGGUCGUUAUCAUGUUCGCAAACGAGGACGACAUCAGGCGGGUCCUGGAUGCAGCCAAGAAAGCCAACCAGACAGGUCACUUCCUGUGGGUGGGGUCUGACAGCUGGGGCGCCAAGAUCUCCCCAGUGUUGCACCAGGAAGUGGUGGCAGAGGGCGCUAUCACCAUCCUGCCCAAGAGGAUGACUGUCAGAGGUUUUGACCGGUAUUUUUCCAGCCGUACUCUGGACAACAACAGGAGAAACAUCUGGUUUGCAGAGUUCUGGGAGAACAAUUUCCAUUGCAAACUCAGCCGACACGCACUGAAAAAGGGCUCCAGCAUCAAGAAGUGCACAAACCACGAGCGGAUUGGCAAGGACUCAUCGUACGAGCAGGAGGGCAAGGUGCAGUUCGUGAUCGACGCGGUCUACGCCAUGGCGCAUGCCCUUCACAACAUGCACACGCUGCUGUGCCCGGGCAAAGUGGGACUCUGCCCCAAGAUGAACCCCAUCAACGGCACCAUGCUGCUCAAGUUCAUCCGAGAUGUCAACAUCACGGGCAUUGCUGGAAACCCAGUGCUGUUUAAUGAAAACGGCGAUGCCCCGGGACGCUACAAUAUCUACCAGUAUCAGAUCAAGAACAACACCGCAGAGUACAAAGUCAUUGGGCAAUGGACCAACCAUCUGCAUUUAAAUACUCAUGCAAUACAGUGGCCAGGCGGUACCCAUCAAGUGCCACUCUCUACCUGCAGCCGGCCGUGUGGCCCUGGGGAGCGCAUGAAGGUGGUAAAGGGCACCCCCUGCUGCUGGCACUGCGAACGUUGUGAGGGGUACCAGUUCAGGGCAGAUCGCUACACCUGCAAGAUGUGUCCCUUUGGCCAACGCCCCAACGAGAACCACAUGUACUGCCAGGACAUCCCCAUCGUCCAGCUGGAGUGGACCUCCCCCUGGGCAGUCAUCCCGGUCAUCAUUGCUAUCAUCGGAAUCAUGGCCACGCUGUUCGUGGUGGUCACAUUUAUCCGCUAUAACGACACGCCCAUUGUUAAGGCUUCUGGGCGCGAGCUGAGCUACGUUCUCCUGACAGGGAUCUUUCUGUGCUAUGCUACCACCUUCCUCAUGAUCUCCAAGCCUAACAUGGGCAUCUGCUCACUGCGGCGCAUCUUCCUGGGUUUGGGUAUGAGCAUCAGCUACGCGGCUUUGCUGACCAAGACCAACCGUAUCUAUCGUAUCUUUGAGCAGGGCAAGAAAUCAGUCUCCGCUCCGCGCUUAAUCAGCCCAGCCUCCCAGCUUGUGAUCACCUUCAGCCUGAUUUCUCUGCAGUUAAUGGGGGUCUGCAUUUGGUUCUUGGUGGACCCCCCCCAAGCCAUCACUGACUACCACGACCAGCGCACGUCCAACCCGGUCUUAGCCCGCGGGGUGCGCAAGUGUGAUAUCUCGGACCUGUCCCUCAUCUGCCUCCUUGGCUACAGCAUGCUGCUGAUGGUCACCUGCACCGUGUACGCGAUCAAGACCCGUGGAGUCCCAGAGACCUUCAACGAGGCCAAGCCCAUCGGCUUCACCAUGUACACCACCUGCAUCAUCUGGCUAGCCUUCAUCCCCAUCUUCUUUGGGACCUCACAAUCCAACGAGAAGUUGUACAUCCAGACGACCACGCUGACGAUCUCGGUGAGCCUGAGUGCCUCUGUCUCGCUGGGGAUGCUCUACAUGCCCAAGGUGUACGUCGUGCUCUUCCAUCCUGAGCAGAACGUGCCCAAGCGCAAGCGCAGCCUGAAAGCUGUGGUCACGGCCACCACCAUGUCCAACAAGUUCACGCAGAAGGGCAGCUUCAGACCCAACGGGGAGGCCAAGUCAGAGGUGUGCGAGAGCCUGGAGACGCAAGCAUUGGCUUCCAAGCAAACUUACAUCAGCUACAGCAACCAUGCAAUCUAACCAAGAGCCUCUGGCAGUGCCUGCCAUUCCUAUGAAGAGUUCACUACGCUGAAACAAGAUGAACUGAAAAAAGAGGGAGAAACUAAAGAAAAAUGCAAACAAAAACCGAAAAGGAUUCUGAGUACCAGGCAUGACCCUUUAAUGCCCGCUAGGUUACAAGGACGGGUCCUUGGAGGUCACUAUGGACGGAGUUGUGUCCUCAUGAUCAAACGGCAUCGACUGAGAUGUUUCCAAGGUAAUAGCAGGAGAUCACUUCAGAACUGAGCCUGUUUUCCUUCUUGUGUUGAUGACACCCUUUGUCUUUUGUUUUCUUGAUGUUUCCAUGACACCCCGUGAGCUUCAUUUUAGAGAGACAGACCAGCUGCUUCUGGGGGGGUAGGGGAGUAUGUGUGUGUGUGUGUGUGUGUGCAUGUGUGACUGAGCGACAAGCAGCAAGAGAGACUUCCACAUAGGACUCUUCUGAAAAACCCUGCAGUAUAGCUGAAAUAUUUAUACACGGUUACUUUUUAAAUCAAUAUCCCUUGAAAAAGUACUACAGCACAUGACUGCGUCCAAAUCACUUUCUUAGAAAUACCUAAAUGUGGGUUGAUCGGGGACUAAAACUAAGAUUCUUCUUUCGCACCAACUACUAAGUGUGGUUAAUUACAUUCUAUUUCUAAAACCUCUAGCCCUACCGAAAGUAAUAGACCAAAGUUGCCUCUUAGUCCUUAACUCUGGCCACUAACGCUGCACAUUCUGGGUUAAAUGCCCUCCAGAUCCUUAGCUCUUAUCCCUAGACUUCACUGCCUCCCAGUAGUCAGCUUUUACAGCUAACCCACACUGCCAUCAAGUCUAAACACCAGGCAACUUAGGGCUGUCAAAUACGCUCAUGUGAACACCCGUAGUUGUUGCACUGCCUUCCGAAAUACCACCCUUACCGUAUCUCUGUGAAUCUCAAAUGAACUAAAGAUUCACCCUGAAAACUACCAUUCAUUUUUGUGUUUAUGUUACAUUUGCAGUUUUGCUAGGCUGUUGAUUUAAAUGUAUACAUUUUUUUUUUACCUUAACCUGGAAAUUUGAUUUAACGUCUCCACCGAAAAUGUAAAUAAGGUGGUUGUCACCUCCAGGAUACUUUAGGGUACCAAUCAGUAUAUUUACAGUGAUGGUAGACAGUUCCAGAAACGCACCGUUGCGAAUUUCAUUACAUGAAGCAUCAGGGGUCUAACAAACUCAGUGGUUUUAGAAACUCCAGAAGGUAAACCACUAAAAAAACCGCAAUGAAUGGCAAAGUCUGUUCUAGAAUCCUCAUCUCUUGCAACUCACAAAAACACAAACCGCAAUGAAUGGCAAAGUCUGUUCUAGAAUCUCACAAAAUCAGCUGACAAUACAUCAAAUCAAGGAAAUGUUUCCUUUUUCUCUUUUUUUUUUUAAAUAACAAAAAAUAAAUAAAAAAUCUAUAUAUAUAUAUAUAUAUAUUGUGGGAUUGUUUGUGAUUGUGUCUAAAAAAAGUUUCUGCUUUUUGUUUUGUUCCCUCUGUUUUAUUCCUUUCAACACUCUUGGUGUUGCAAAGAUAGAGUAUGUUCAAAUGUUGACCAAAUGAAAUGGUGAGUUCAUGUAUGUUAAUAAAAUGGAUUGAUCAUGUCUGCUUUAUGUACUGACCAAUUUAAAAAAAAAAAAGAAAGUACAGUGCCUGGGUAUUUGACUUUAAUCUGUAUUAAAGGUG